Messenger RNA from Camelina sativa (false flax), 2127 nucleotides. RefSeq lists its product as uncharacterized. The record is from RefSeq and is a predicted model, not a curated record. Lineage: Eukaryota; Viridiplantae; Streptophyta; Magnoliopsida; Brassicales; Brassicaceae.
UCCGAAUCAGUUUUUAGGGUUAUCUGAUUUCGUGAACUGGCGAUAACUUCUCUUCGGCGUGUUAAUGGGUGAGCAAAUGGCGAAGAGAUACACAUGGGUUUUGCUAAAGUUCUCUUCUUUGCAAGACGAGAGAUGCUACUCAGGAGUCAUGGUUACUUGUCCUUGCGAAUCUUUGCCUUCAGGAUGGAAAAGAUAAGUUGAAUUUAGCCUCACUCUUGUGAAUUAGGGUUGGGGCAAAUCAAGCCAAGUAUUGGGUAUCUGUUUUCAUAUACUCCGACUCUUUGCUUGGUUCUUUUUUGUUGACGAUUGCAAGCAAUUCUUGGGACAGUCAGCUUUUCGGUUACUUUUCUUAAAUUUUGAUUCCUCAGAGGUCAGAGCUAUGAAAAGAUUUGAUCUUUGUGGUCAUUAGCGCUUGUCGUAUGACAUUUGAGCCUUAUAGUGUAGAAUCUCUAUAUCUGUUUGAGUACAUUUUUGUGCAAAGUUUGGAUUUUUAUUUGUUUAUUGCUCUUUAUGAUUUAGAUCACUUUGACAUGAUGCGGCAAAUUUGUCUCCUUUUCUGUUUUUUGAUGUAAAGAAUUGGGGUUGUAAAAAGUUUGUGUCACUUACAUGAGAAGGAUGAAGGAUUUCUAGUGAAUAACAAACUUACUAUCCUCGCUGAAUUAGACGAUCUUCCAGCUAUUGUUUUACCAGCAUAACCUGUGAAGAUUACUGAUCCUCUGAGCAGAAAAGGAGGAAAUCAAGCUUUUGAUGCAUCUGUCAGUAAAUCUCAGAGAGAAUCCUCAAGUCAAGUGGUGCAAAAAAAAUGAGAUUGCAGUGGAUUUCCAGAGAAUGUAGACUAUGAUGUCUCUCAAAACAAUCCUGGUGUCGAUACAAGUCAAGAGGUUUUAAGUGAUGAUGAUGGAUCUGAUCAAGAGGGUUCGUAUCGGAAUGAUGAUGAUGAUGGCGAGAUCUGAAGAGGUGUCAGAUGAUGAUGAUGAUGCAUCUGAAGAGGGCUCAGCUGGUGAUGAUAUACAUCUGAAGAGGGUCCAAAUGAUGAUGAUGCUUCAUCUCCCAUUCUUCUAGAAAUUGGUGAUACAGGACGUACAAAUGUGGCAUCUUUCAAUGAUUUGCUCAAGGAAAUUAAACAAGUAGAGGAAACCAUGGAUGUUAAUGGUUUUCAGGUUUUUUCUUCACAGAGUAUCAAGUCACGAGGGGAAAAGACUGUUCCCAUUCUUCGAGACUCAUGCAUCUUCGUCAUAUAUCUAUACGUUUGCAGGUAGAGUUCUCUCAAAAGACUGAACUCCCUAGCCGACUCUGCAAGAUUUGAGCUCAAGAGAUUGAUUCCUUUUGUCCAGAUGGAGGACUGGAGUGAUUACUAUGAUUUUUAUGAUGAGGGUUGGGAUCUUGAUUACCACAGCAGUGAUGGCGGGGAUUUCGAUUAUGUUCAUGAUACUUAUGGAGAGGGCAUAAGUGAUUACUAUUCAUAUGAACAAGAUUGGGAUUUUAAUUUUACUUUUGCAGAAAACCUGAGUGAUUGCUAUGCAAAUGAAGUGGAUUCAGAGCAUGAUGAUACUUCUGAAGAGGACACAAUUGAAAGCUAUGAAUCUGAAGAAGACACAACUGAAAGCUACGAAUCUGAAGAGGACACAAGUGAAAGCUAUGAAUCUGAAGAGGACACACGUGAAAGCUACGAAUCUGAAGAUCAGGACACAAGUGAAAGCUACGAAUCUGAUGAGGAUUCUGAUCAUGAUGAUGAUGCUCAUGCAGACGGUUUAAGUGAUUGCUAUCCAUAUGAAGAGUGGGGUUAUGAAGACACCAAUGAUUGCUAUGGAUAUGAAGAGGAUUCUGGUCAUGAUGAUGAUUGCUAUUCUUAUGAAAACUGGGAUUAUGACGGCAAUUAUUCAGAAGAUUGCUACGGAUAUGAAGAGGAUUGGGAUCAUGUUGAAUAGGGUUACAUGAAAAGCUAGCUUUAGCAACAGAUGAAGUAGCUGGAUUUGGAUAUUGAAGCCAAGCUACGUACAGAAGGAAAUUAAAAGUGUACGUUCAAGUUUUCAGGGUUUUUGUGUUCAAGUUUUUUUGGCUUUUUAUGAUGUAAAAGGAUGGUAUAUGUUGAAGUUGAUGAGAGGAAGGGAUAUGUUGGGUUUUUCA